UUUACAAAGGAAACGAUUGAACAUUUCAAACAAAACAACAGCAAGUAAAACGCAAAGAAGUUUUCAUUUUCAAGCGGAACCCCAGAAAGCUGCUUUCCACAGAUUUGUCUAUCGUGCUGCUGCGCACAGUGGGAUCAUUAUGGUGGCUUGUUGCUUGGUUGCGUGGGCAGAACGUGGAUGACAUCUUCGGCCAUCGCCAGCCCAAGAGCAGCUCUGUGAAGGGCUCCGACUGCGAGCACGGGCAGCGGAGUGCUCGUAGACAGCGGGGAAUGAUGCCGCGGCAACGGUCGCCUCACCCGUCAGCCAGCGUGGCGCCGGCGGGGGUUGCCAGUGGCGACGACGGGUACACCUGCGGAGAGAGGACCUCCCUCUGGCUCCUGUCAUGUGUUGACAAAUCCGUCAAAGUGAUAGAACCGAUCCUCAUCAUUCUGGCCAUCGGCCUCAUAUCACUGGACGUCUACACCUUCUUCAAGUUCGUUAUCCCGGAGAUCACGGAGCGGCGCGGGCAGCUGGUGACUGCGCUCCACGGGCUGUGGGCGCUGUGGCUGCUGUUCAAUGUGUUCUUCAACCAGUUUCAUUGUGCUUUCAGCAGUCCAGGCACCACAUUGGAGGUGCAUGAGCAGGCGCUACAACUAGCUAUGACCUACGACUGGCGCUGGUGCCGCAAGUGCAACCGCGGCAAGCCGCCGUUGUCCCAUCACUGUAGCAUAUGCAACAAAUGCGUGUUAAAGAUGGACCACCACUGCGUGUGGAUGGCCAACUGCAUUGGCUUCUUCAACUACCGGCACUUCGUGCUCUUCCUCUUCUGGAUGUGGGUGGGCUCGCUGUACUCGGCGAUGGUGUACCUGGUGGAGUACCCGCUGCUGUUCAAGCUGGAGUCGCGGGAGUGGGACCGCCGCGGCUUCCUGCCCUUCUUCAUGUUUAUCCUGUCGGCGUCUAUAUGGCUAGGCAUAUCAGCUUUAUUCUGGUGGCACGUUUGGCUCAUCCUCACGGGGCAAGGGACCAUUGACUACCUGGACAACACCCAGAAGGUGGCUGACGCAAAAGCGCAGGGACGGCAGUGGGUCAACCCGUACCACCUGGGAGCUGUCGCCAACUGGCAGGAGACGUUCGACGUGCGGGGCCGGUGGUGGUGGCUGGCAUGGAUGCUUCCCACGCGGAGACGCAAGCUUGGAAACGGCUACGUGUUGCCUCAGGUUGAUAUAUUGGUCCUGGACAAGGCCGAGAGUGCCGGGAGCCUGUCGCAUAGAGGCACAGCUGGUAGCAGCAAUUACGUGUAGCGGGUCAAGGCGCUGAAAGCAGAGGGGCCACGCCACUUUAGCAAGGCUUGCGCAGGGCCCGCAAGGCCCGGGUAGGCACCUGAGGUAGAUGUGCAACAAAUUGAAUACGCUUUAGUUGCAAGGCGUUCCAGAUUGUUGACGGAGGCGCCUUGGCGUGAGUUCAGGGCGCAAGUAUGUGUGCGCGUCUGUGCAAGACAUGUUGGUCGGGGGCGUGGUCGGGGGCGUCUGUUGCGUCCCUUUAUGCGGUGUAUGCGUGUGCACAGUAGAUGGGUGAUGGAGGACAGAGGUUGCGUGACAGGGGUAACUGAGGAUCAGCGGACAAGCACCCUAGUACGCUGUGCGAAGAGGGCGUGCGGGAGAGCUUCAAAGCUUUUACAACGAGGCCGCUGCACCGCCUGUUAGUGAUGGGAGUGUAUUUAUUUGUUCAUUUAAACGUAGGGCUUCCGGUAUUUGAAGCACUGCUUGAUCGGAUGACAAUGGGGCUGGAUUCCGCGAUUUCUGUUUGCAGGGAA
Messenger RNA from Chlamydomonas reinhardtii, 1792 nucleotides. RefSeq lists its product as uncharacterized. The transcript has 10 exons. Bases 273 to 1280 code for a protein of 335 amino acids. Lineage: Eukaryota; Viridiplantae; Chlorophyta; Chlorophyceae; Chlamydomonadales; Chlamydomonadaceae. Gene Ontology annotation, molecular function: palmitoyltransferase activity. The record is from RefSeq and is a predicted model, not a curated record.